Messenger RNA from Oenanthe melanoleuca, 2419 nucleotides. It is a transcript of the gene FAM53A, whose product is annotated as family with sequence similarity 53 member A. Gene Ontology annotation, cellular component: nucleus. The transcript is spliced from 5 exons. The coding region runs from base 290 to 1546 and encodes 418 amino acids. Gene Ontology annotation, biological process: protein import into nucleus. The record is from RefSeq and is a predicted model, not a curated record. Lineage: Eukaryota; Metazoa; Chordata; Aves; Passeriformes; Muscicapidae.
GGCGGGCGGCGCGGCCAAUGGGCGCGGGCGGGCGGUGGAGGGGGCGUGGCCGGCGGUGUUUUGUUCGGUUGCCAUUCAGCAGCCCGGUCCAUACGCGCGGGGGAGGCGGCGCGGCCGCGCAGGAAGCCAGACAUGAUACACUGACAGCAUUUGGAAGUAAACUUUGGCAGUAAGAUGGAAGCAUAAAUCUCAAGAUUCUAGACCAAAACAGAAAUGGCUCAUGAGUAUUAAAAGAAGAGACUGAAGAGCCUCCAACACUUGUGUGAGCAGUGGAAAAGGAACAACUACCAUGGUAACACUAAUAACAGAAAAGCUGCAGAACCAGAGCUUGGAUGAUCUGACCUGUAAAACAUACAAUAUUAAUCUGUACUCAUCUGAGAAGCUGAACAAAAGUGGCAGCUUGUUCCCUUUCGAAAUCAAUGAAGACAGUCCUUGGAAAGCUUUAGCUGGGGGCUACCCGCUGCAGGCGGACACGGGCAGGAGCUCGGCGUACCCGUUCGCGGCGUGCCCGUUCAGCGCGGGCGCCGGCCAUGGCAGCGCGCCGUGGCAGCCGGAGCCCGGCAGCACCGCCAUGGUGUCGGGCUGGAUCAGCGAGCUGAACCUGGCCGAGAACUCGGGCCAGCCGCUGGCGCCGCCCACCAAGCGCCACUGCCGCUCGCUGUCGGAGCCCGACGAGCUGGCCCGCUGCAGGUCGCCCUGGAAGCCCGGCGGCUCCAAGGUUUGGACUCCCGUGUCCAAGAGACGCUGUAACAGCGGCGGCAGCGCUACCUUGCAGCGCUGCAACAGCCACGGAAGUGCCACCUUGCAGAGAAGCACAAGCAUCAGCCUGCCACAGAACAUCCUGUCCCUGAACAACGUCUUCACCGUCACCAGCUUCAACACCUCUCCGGUACCCAGACCUUCCUCCGCCAGCAGCGGGUUUGUGGACAGCAGCGAGGGCAGCACGAGCUCCGGCACCCGCUGGAAUUCCGGGGGCCCUUGUGACUUUAACCCAAGGCGCCGCCUCUCCCUCUCCCAGGAGCACAUCACCGAGACAGGGAACCUCUUGCCUUCAGCCAACAGCACUCCCACCUCCACACCCGAGCUCAGCCGGCGGCAGGGGCUGCUGCGGUGCCGCUCGCAGCCCUGCGUCCUCAACGAGAAGAAGAGCCGGCUGAAGCGCAGACGGGAGGAGGACGUACGAUGGAACAGGCCAUCGUUAGACUUUUUUAAAAUGACACGGACUUUAAAAAAUUCCAAAAGUCUUUGCUCGCUUGACUAUGAAGAUGAUGAUGAUGACACGCAAAUGAAGACAAUUGUGUCAUCCCCAUGUGACUCAAAUGAUCUUAUGAACAUCAUCACCCCUGGCUCCAGCCCGAUGAAAGAGCAGCUGGAUGAAGGGAGGCACCACGGGCCGUGCCAGCGUAGCUUCAGAACGAGGGAUUACAAGCAAGCAGACGCCGUGUGCGAAAGCGACGAGGACACGAGUGAUUGUGAGAGCACUGAGGAAGGAAUCUUCCCUCUAGACUGUGGGGACUUGGACCUAGAGCAGAUUGAAAACAACUGAGACUCCAAGCUGUGUGCUAGAAUCAGAAUUGUUCUAAAUUAAAGUGAUAGAGGAUUACCUUUGCCAUGCAUAAUCCAUGUCCCUGAAUCUCUGUAUUGCCUAUCUUUGGGCUUGUGUAGAAGAAAUGUUUCAGGUGGGGAAAAAACGUGAACCAUUGUUACCUGUUUAGUCUAUUGGUCAAUAUGUGGAUGACAAAAACAACAACAAAAAAAAGUAGGAAGUUAAAUGUUAUUUUGAACAUUAAGGAAUAAUUUUGAUUAAAAAUUUCCUAACAAAUAUUUUGCAUUUUUAUGGCUUUUACAGUUCUGGAGAAAAAGCAUCUCUAUUUUGAAACGAAUUUUCAGAAGGGCAUUCUAUAAAACUAAAUCUGUCUACAGUGAUUCUGGUGCGGGUCUAUGUUGCUUUUGUUAAAGAGCUUAAUGUGAAAAGUGAAUUGCAUAAUGAAUUGGUAAUAAACCUUCAGAUAGAACUCUUAAAUAUCUGGUUGACAACUGGUCCAAAAUACUUAACUGCCAUCUUUGACAGUGUCUGGUUAAAAAACAACUUCAUAACAUGUACAAAUGUUCUUUUCAUACAUUCAGAACUUUUUGAUCAAAAUAUGGUAGUGACCUUAAAGGUUAACAUUUUUCAUUAUUUUACUACUUGAAUUGUUUUCUAGCCUGAAGCAAUGCUAAUUUAGGUGGGCUAAAACUGCAAGUAGCUGCCCACCUACUUGGUCAUUAUGUUUUCUGUGUUUCAAAAGAAUGUACAACAAGAGCACUUGAACUUUUAGACAGGGACUUUGUAAUGAUCAAUUCCCCAGGAGGUGAUCCCUUCAGCAAUACUAGAAGGAAAAUAGUCCUUGAAUUAAAUAAAAUGACAUUUUGCUUUGCA